Messenger RNA from Vespa crabro (European hornet), 912 nucleotides. Its product is annotated as histone-lysine N-methyltransferase SETMAR-like. The transcript has 3 exons. The record is from RefSeq and is a predicted model, not a curated record. Bases 1 to 912 code for a protein of 303 amino acids. NCBI's taxonomy places the organism in Eukaryota, Metazoa, Arthropoda, Insecta, Hymenoptera, Vespidae. Gene Ontology annotation, molecular function: nucleic acid binding.
AUGAAUUCAACCGAUAUUCGUGUAAUUUUCUUAUAUGAGUAUAAACUUAGUAAUAAUACUGCAAAAUCUGCACGCAAUAUAAACCAGGCAUUUGGGGAGAAUACUGUGAACGAUCGAAAAGUGCAGCGUUGGUUUGAAAAUUUUCGGUCUGGUGAUUUUUCCUUGCAAAAUGAACCGCGUGGAAGACCCGAAACGUCUAUGAAAAAUGAUGCUCUCAAAGCAUUGGUGGAAACGAAUCCAACUGUUUCUUCAAGGGAACUUGCUGCCAGAAUGGAAGUUGACCAUACAACAAUAUUGCGACAUCUUUCUGAAAUUGGUAAGGUGAAGAAAAUGGAUAAGUGGAUACCGCACGAACUAACCGAGCGAAAUAAGCUAAAUCGCUUGAACGUAUGCUCAUCAUUGCUAACCCGAUUUAAUCGAAAUCCAUUUUUCGAUCGGAUCAUUAUUUGUGACGAAAAAUGGGUUCUUUAUGACAGUAGAAGAAGGUAUGCUCGGUGGCUUGAUAGGGAUGAGGCUUGUGCUCAUACUCCAUGGCCAUCACUUCAUCCACGGAAAAUUUUAAUCAGUUUGGUGGAAUGUGACUGGAGUAAUACACUACUCAUUCCUUCGAACUGGAAUGACAAUUACAGCCGAAAACAUCCACCUUAUUCACCGGAUCUUUCGCCAACCGACUUUCAUUUAUUUAAACAUUUAGAACUGUUUUUACGGGCUAAACAGUACGAAAAUGAAGACAGUCUGAAAAAUGCCAUAUCAGAGUUCAUUGAUUCUAAAGAUCAGAAUUUCUUCAAGACAGACAUCUAUGCAUUAAAAUCUCGUCGGGAAAAGUGUAUUGAAACAAAAGUUGAGCUUGCCAAUAAAGAUAUAACUUCUCUGGCGAAUUACGACGGUUGCCCAAUAAUAUUUGCCUGUUAA